Vollenhovia emeryi is the source of this 1330-nucleotide messenger RNA. It is a transcript of the gene ND-30, whose product is annotated as NADH dehydrogenase [ubiquinone] iron-sulfur protein 3, mitochondrial. NCBI's taxonomy places the organism in Eukaryota, Metazoa, Arthropoda, Insecta, Hymenoptera, Formicidae. Gene Ontology annotation, molecular function: NADH dehydrogenase (ubiquinone) activity. The record is from RefSeq and is a predicted model, not a curated record. The coding region runs from base 113 to 898 and encodes 261 amino acids. The transcript has 5 exons.
CCCGUACAUACGAUAAGCGCCCUCUAGGAACUGUGGAACGCUGGUGGAAGUUGCGGGACAUGUCCUACUAAUAAUCGCGUUUCCGAGCGUAUUUAAAACGUUCCUUGGAAAAAUGACAUCGAUAUUGAGAAACUGUUGGAGACUGUCGCGAAGUUUGCCAGCUGCUACGCCGAAAUGUUAUGCUGUCGCUUCUCCGUCAGCUGUAAGAUAUAACGCUACGACGGCCAGCGAGGAUACCGAGAAAACCGAGACUCGUCCCACGGUGCGGAAACCCAGUCAUGUGGACGUUGAUCGUUUGACACAUUUUGGCCGUUAUAUCAGCGAAUGUCUACCCAAAUACAUACAACAGGUACAGCUGGCCGCUGGCGACGAGCUGGAACUGUUAAUCGUCCCCGAUGGCAUCAUCCCUACGUUCACAUUUUUAAAGGAUCAUCAUAACACGCAGUUUGUUAAUCUGGCAGAUAUUACUGCUAUAGAUGUACCCAGUAGACAGUACAGAUUUGAGCUCGUUUACAACCUACUAUCGUUGCGAUACAACUCGCGUAUCAGAGUUAAAACGUAUACCGACGAGUUGACGCCGGUUGAUUCCAUCUAUAGUGUAUUUAAAGCUGCUGAUUGGUACGAGCGAGAGAUAUGGGAUAUGUUUGGUGUUUUCUUCUCGAAUCAUCCUGAUCUUCGUAGGAUUCUUACAGACUACGGCUUCGAAGGUCAUCCACUAAGGAAAGAUUUUCCACUCAGCGGAUACGUUGAGGUGCGCUAUGACGACGAACAUAAAAGAAUAGUGAUCGAACCGUUAGAAUUGACUCAGGAAUUCCGUAAAUUUGAAUUAGCUGCCCCGUGGGAGCAGUUUCCUAAUUUCCGGGACGCUCCGCAAAUUGCUGAAACUAAGGAAAAGUAACUGCUCUCGCUUAGAUCAUAGUCAUUGUUCGAGCAAGCAAGUAUAAAAUAUAUUGAUAAAGUGUAAUAUAUAUUGAUAUUCUUUUCUCUUGUUAACCAUUUCUGGGAGCCUGAUUCGUGGGCACUCGUUUUAGAAAUAUAAAGAUUAAUUUUACAACUGUAUUCAUUUAGAAGCAUAUUCUAGAUUGCAAAAUUACAGCUGUUUCAACCUGCGCUCCUACCGUUCGUUGUUAAUAUUAUUUUCAGAAAAUUUCUGACCUGCUGUUUUCAAAUAACUAAUUUCAACCUGAUUCAAUAUCUUAAAAAAUAAAGAUAUGACAUAUACACCGGCCGUGCGUGUACAUAAAAUAAAAGAAUUUAAAUAAUUGAUAUAUUUAACGCAAGUGGCGUGUCAAUAGGAAAAAUGUCAAUAAACUACUCUGAAAUUUUUUUU